Penicillium pulvis is the source of this 549-nucleotide messenger RNA. RefSeq names its product TspO/MBR family protein. Lineage: Eukaryota; Fungi; Ascomycota; Eurotiomycetes; Eurotiales; Aspergillaceae. The record is from RefSeq and is a predicted model, not a curated record. The coding region runs from base 1 to 549 and encodes 182 amino acids. Gene Ontology annotation, cellular component: mitochondrial outer membrane. The transcript is spliced from 2 exons.
AUGCCUUGGUCAUUUGCUCUCCCGCAGGGAGUGUUUACGUCGCCGCUACUGGCGGUCGCAACGCCCAUCAUCGGCGGGACAACCACGGCCCUCCUUGUUAACCGAAACAACACGCAAAGCACAUACCGUGAGCUCCGGCAACCGCCCUUCAGCCCACCGGGCUGGCUCUUCGGACCGGCCUGGACACUCCUGUAUGGACUAAUGGGAUAUGCGUCCCACCAUGCAACCACGACGGCGUCGCGCUCGCUCUCAAUGGCCGUGCAUGACGCCAACGCUAGCGCCCAGACCCUGUACACUACGCAACUCGCGCUGAACUUCCUCUGGAUGCCACUUUUCUUCGGGGUGGGGCGGCCGGCCGCGGCCCUUGGCGAUAUGGCACUCCUGGCGGGCAAUGUGGCCUUGUUGCUCGUCAACUGGUGGAGUGCGGACCGCACGGCGUUCUGGUUAAUGACUCCGUACGCCGCGUGGCUGGGAUACGCUACCUAUCUGAAUGUCGGAGUUGGAUACCUCAAUGGGUGGACACUGCCGGAGAAAAAGCGCUCGGAAUAG